AGUAAUUUUGAAUGUAUAUUACGCUAACAACUUCCCCGCAACCGGAAUCUGAAAUGACGACUGAUGCUCAAAGCCCACCUACAGCGGAGGAGCUUGAACGCACCAUUGAGCAGUCGGGCCUGAUCCUCACUAAGAAGAACAUAGCCGACGAGGAAUCCUUCGUCGUCGAGCUGCAGGAAGUCUUCAAUGUCGGCUACCUGACCCUACACCCACUCUUUGCUCUGCCUGUCUGUUGGGCGGCGGCUAAGAUCCGUCCCGCCCCUGGCCGACCCCUGAACUCUGAGUUGUUUGACGAGGCGGAUGAGGUGGUGGACAUCACCACUGUGGUGGCGUUUCCCAAGGAGGUGAAGAAGCUGCAGAUGCCAGCACAGUUGGAUGUGUUCAGAUGCAGCAGAAUUUCGCUACCACCAAAGAAGAUGGGAGGACCGAAUGAAGACGCCCUACUCAUCUACUCAUACAAAUCUCAGGAGAACAACAACAAAACCGCUAACGAUGUCAUUGACAAGUAGUGGGAUGAAUUUUGUUUGGUCCCAACAUUGUUCUGUUCUUUGUCCAAUACAUCAAGCAAAACAAGCUUGUUAUUUUCCUUUUCCAUAGUGGGAAAAUCAUGUUGAACUUGGUAACUUGGUUCUUACUUUUUAUUAUUUAUUAUUUUUUAAUUCUGGUAUAAUAAAUGAAACCAAGGAUUCCUCAAAAGCGCCCUAGGCACUGUAGCUCGCAAGCCUGAAGAAACCUGUAGAGUGA
Messenger RNA from Patiria miniata (bat star), 744 nucleotides. RefSeq lists its product as uncharacterized. The record is from RefSeq and is a predicted model, not a curated record. The transcript is spliced from 2 exons. NCBI's taxonomy places the organism in Eukaryota, Metazoa, Echinodermata, Asteroidea, Valvatida, Asterinidae. Bases 12 to 509 code for a protein of 165 amino acids.